This is a messenger RNA of Solanum tuberosum (potato), 1077 nucleotides long. RefSeq names its product mediator of RNA polymerase II transcription subunit 6. Gene Ontology annotation, molecular function: transcription coregulator activity. Gene Ontology annotation, cellular component: mediator complex. The transcript has 5 exons. Gene Ontology annotation, biological process: regulation of transcription by RNA polymerase II. The record is from RefSeq and is a predicted model, not a curated record. NCBI's taxonomy places the organism in Eukaryota, Viridiplantae, Streptophyta, Magnoliopsida, Solanales, Solanaceae. The coding region runs from base 101 to 844 and encodes 247 amino acids.
AAUAACGACCAUCCCAUUUGAUAUUUUGUCCGUUGUUUAUUACUCUAGUGCUAUUUCUUUACCGUGUAGUGAAUACUGGUAAAGUUAAUCAAAGGGCGAGAUGGCGUCGACGCCGAUGAUGCCGCCGAACGCCGAUGGUAGUGCACCGGCGGCUCCACCGCUACCUGGGACGGACAUGACGAGCAUAUGCUUCAGAGACCAGCUAUGGCUGAAUACUUAUCCGCUCGACAGAAACCUAGUGUUCGACUAUUUUGCACUCUCCCCGUUCUACGAUUGGACCUGCAAUAAUGAACAACUCCGUGCCCGCGCCAUCCACCCGCUGGAUUUCUCUCAUAUUUCGAAAAUGACGGGCAUGGAAUACACUUUGAGUGAAGUAAUGGAGCCUAAUCUCUUUGUCAUCCGUAAGCAAAAGAGGGAUAGCCCUGAGAAGGUCACACCAAUGCUGACUUAUUACAUCUUGGAUGGUUCAAUAUACCAAGCUCCACAGCUCUGCAAUGUGUUUGCAGCUCGACUUGGGCGUGCUCUAUAUCAUAUAUCAAAAGCUUUCGGUACUGCAUCCUCAAAGCUGGAAAAGAUUGGAUAUGUGGAGUCGGAAAAUGAUAGCCAAGCAUCUGAAACUAAGCCCGCCAAAGAGGCCAUCGACUUCAAGGAACUUAAGCGAGUUGAUCACAUCCUUGCUUCUCUACAACGGAAGCUACCACCAGUACCUCCGCCUCCACCUUUCCCAGAAGGCUAUGCACCCCCUUCCACUUCAGAACCCUCUGAAAACCAGCAACCAGAGACUCAGCCGCCUCCAAUUGAUCCUAUUAUUGAUCAAGGCCCGUCCAAGAGAAUGAAGGUAUGAGAAGGGAGUGGUGUGUCAACCGUUGCAUAGGAGCAAGAAAUUUAGACAAGGUUAUCUGAAGUAAAAUGAUUAGUCUGAAGUUAUUGAUGAAUUCAUAAUUUCUAUAUUUUUGUGCCUUCAUUGCGAAGUUUGUAUAAGCACACAACAAGCAACACAGUAAUUUAUUGAAGUCACAUUCAAACAUUUGCAUUGCUACGAACUCAAACAGAGAAAUAUCACAUUCGUCUCCUCGA